Messenger RNA from Labeo rohita (rohu), 1207 nucleotides. It is a transcript of the gene pgrmc1, whose product is annotated as progesterone receptor membrane component 1. Lineage: Eukaryota; Metazoa; Chordata; Actinopteri; Cypriniformes; Cyprinidae. Gene Ontology annotation, cellular component: membrane; endomembrane system. The coding region runs from base 33 to 572 and encodes 179 amino acids. The transcript has 3 exons. The record is from RefSeq and is a predicted model, not a curated record.
UCGAUGUUCUCACGCACAACAUCAGAAACGAAAUGGCUGAAGAGGAGGUCGAGCAAAGUUCUGGAAUUCUUCAGGAAAUUUUCACUUCGCCUCUGAACAUUAGCUUGCUAUGUCUGUGUUUAUUCCUACUGUACAAAAUCGUCCGCGGAGACAAGCCUGCAGACUUUGGCCCGGUUGAAGAGCCGCUGCCUAAACUAAAGAAAAGAGAUUUCACUUUAGCAGAACUGCAAGAGUACGAUGGACUGAAAAACCCAAGAAUCCUUAUGGCUAUCAACGGAAAAGUGUUUGAUGUUACAAGAGGCAAGAAGUUCUACGGGCCAGAGGGCCCUUACGGGGUAUUUGCGGGCAGAGAUGCAUCCAGAGGACUGGCCACGUUUUGUUUGGAGAAGGAGGCCUUGAAAGACACUCAUGAUGAUCUUUCAGAUCUCAAUGCUAUGCAGCAGGAGAGCCUGAGCGAGUGGGAGACCCAGUUCACACAGAAAUACGAUUAUGUUGGGAAGCUUCUUAAACCUGGAGAUGAACCAACAGAGUACACAGAUGAUGAGGAAGUCAAGGACAAAAAGAAGGACUAGAACAUGGAGAUCACAACAAACUAGCUCUUCCAUUCAUCUGUAUGGCCCAGUUUUGUUGCUGAUAGCUAAUUUUGACUGUUUUGUCUGAACCUCCUUGUCAUUUCAUAUACAUCAGUGUGACCUUAAUUAGCACGUCAUGUGCUCAUAAACAAUUUCAUAUCACUGCAUUCAUACAACUAAUGUAGUAUAUGUUGUAUCUACAGCAACUGUGACUCAUAAUCAUUUGAAGAAGUAAAUAUAUUCUUUAGGAAUGUAUGGCUUGCUGUAAAUAUGGGACACAAUUUCCCACUUUUUUUUUUUAAUUGUUGACUACAGAUUUUUAUCUAACCAGAGAACAUUUAAACCAAAUAUACAGAAACAUGAAAACACACUAGAAUGGUUUUAAAUGAGCGUCAUAGUAAAGGUUGGAGUGGAGACUUGUCAGACUAGUUUCCCUGAUACAGAUUAAAACAAGGCCCAAAGUGGGUGUUCAAGCAAAUUUAUCACAUACUAGUCUUAACAUCUGCUCAGGAAGUUUGUAGAUUAGAUGCAUGUAACAUUCCAUGAGAUUAUGUUUGCAACUUUUGUUACCAAGACAAGUAUUUGCAAACCUUUUCUGUUCAUAAUGUUCAUCAUUAAAGAAUUAUGAUUUAUUA